AUGUGCGCUGAAGAUACAGUUUUUUUAUAUGAAAUUUAUUUUGAAAAAAAAUUAAAUUUCCUUAAUAAUUCUUUGAAAAUAACCUUUACGGAAGAUAAAAAACGACAGGAUUUGUUGAUAAUUGAGUUAGGUAGUGUUAAGAAAAUAAAAAAAAUACAGCAAAAGUUGUUAUCUUUUGUUAUAUUAAAGAGUAUAAUUGAUAUAUAUUUAGCUUUAUCACAUUUUUUAGACAUUUUUUUCCUUGCUCGAAUACAUAUUAAAAACGAAGAUUUAAGGGAAAAAUCGGAUUUAUUUUGUGAAUUAGAGUAG
Pneumocystis carinii B80 is the source of this 309-nucleotide messenger RNA. RefSeq lists its product as hypothetical. Bases 1 to 309 code for a protein of 102 amino acids. The transcript has 8 exons. NCBI's taxonomy places the organism in Eukaryota, Fungi, Ascomycota, Pneumocystomycetes, Pneumocystales, Pneumocystaceae. The record is from RefSeq and is a predicted model, not a curated record.